This is a messenger RNA of Caenorhabditis elegans, 419 nucleotides long. RefSeq names its product RRM domain-containing protein (gene R06C1.4). Lineage: Eukaryota; Metazoa; Nematoda; Chromadorea; Rhabditida; Rhabditidae. The coding region runs from base 43 to 297 and encodes 84 amino acids. The transcript is spliced from 3 exons. Gene Ontology annotation, molecular function: nucleic acid binding; RNA binding. The record is from RefSeq and is marked reviewed.
CACGCGGAAACACACUCGUUUUUCUUCAAAAAAAAAUCUAUCAUGGCUUCCCAAGGAUUCUCCGUCUACGUUGGAAACGUUCCAUACCAAGGAACUGAGGAGGAGAUCGGAAACUACUUCGCCGCCGUCGGACAUGUUAACAACGUCAGAAUCGUGUACGAUCGUGAAACCGGACGCCCACGCGGUUUCGCAUUCGUCGAGUUCUCCGAGGAAGCCGGAGCUCAAAGAGCCGUCGAACAACUUAACGGAGUUGCCUUCAAUGGACGCAACCUUCGUGUCAACUACGCCAACAAGUAAACUGACAACGCCGCCGAGUGACUCAAAGAGAUUGCACUUGUGAUAUACAUUCCACCAAAAAUUCUAUCUUCGUGCAUGUUUUUCACCAUCUACACUUAAAUAAUAAAUCUUUUUGAAAACUG